AUGGGAUGCAGCUCCACCCCAUUCCAUCCCUUUCCCUCUCCAGCCGUCCAGCGCGGCCGCAUCCCCCCCAGCCACUCCUCGGGCAGCCCCAACCCCAUCCCAGCGGGCGAAUUCUUCAACGGGCAGCCCCUGUCGGAGCUCAUCUCCCAACUCCUCCGCGCCGAGCCCUACCCGGCGGCGCGCUACGGCUCCCAGUACGCCCAACCCGGCGGCCUCAUGGCCAUCGACAACAUCUGCGAGCUGGCCGCCCGCCUCCUCUUCAGCACCGUGGAGUGGGCCCGCAACAUCCCCUUCUUCCCGGAUCUCCCCGUCUCCGACCAAGUGGCGCUGCUCCGCCUGAGCUGGAGCGAGCUCUUCGUGCUGAACGCGGCGCAGUCGGCGCUGCCGCUGCACGUGGCGCCGCUGCUGGCGGCCGCCGGCUUCCACGCCUCGCCCAUGGCGGCCGACAGGGUGGUGGCUUUCAUGGAUCAGAUCCGGCUCUUCCAGGAGCAGGUGGAGAAGCUCAACCGGCUGCAGGUGGAUUCGGCGGAGUACAGCUGCCUCAAGGCCAUCACGCUCUUCACGCCCGACGCCUGCGGGCUGUCGGACGCGGCGCACGUGGAGACGCUGCAGGAGAAGGCGCAGGUGGCCCUGACGGAGUACGUGCGCUCCCAGUACCCCGCGCAGCCCCAGCGCUUCGGCCGCCUCCUGCUGCGGCUCCCGGCUCUCCGCGCCGUUCCCGCCUCCCUCAUCUCCCAGCUCUUCUUCAUGCGCCUCGUGGGGAAGACGCCCAUCGAGACGCUGAUCCGGGACAUGCUGCUGUCCGGCAGCACCUUCAACUGGCCCUACGGGGCCGGACAAUAGGGAUGGACGCUCCGCAGCGGGAAUGCCGGAUUCGGGAUGGGCCGAUCCCCGCGGGAAUGGGGGCGCGGCCGAUGGGGUGGGGAGCGCAGAGAGGAGGGGUUGGCGCCA
Messenger RNA from Parus major (Great Tit), 951 nucleotides. Its product is annotated as nuclear receptor subfamily 2 group F member 6-like. The transcript has 3 exons. Gene Ontology annotation, biological process: anatomical structure development; negative regulation of transcription by RNA polymerase II; cell differentiation. The record is from RefSeq and is a predicted model, not a curated record. Bases 1 to 843 code for a protein of 280 amino acids. NCBI's taxonomy places the organism in Eukaryota, Metazoa, Chordata, Aves, Passeriformes, Paridae. Gene Ontology annotation, molecular function: nuclear receptor activity; RNA polymerase II cis-regulatory region sequence-specific DNA binding.